Messenger RNA from Brettanomyces nanus, 2538 nucleotides. RefSeq lists its product as uncharacterized. The transcript has a single exon. The record is from RefSeq and is a predicted model, not a curated record. Gene Ontology annotation, biological process: phospholipid biosynthetic process. The coding region runs from base 1 to 2538 and encodes 845 amino acids. Gene Ontology annotation, molecular function: phosphatidylserine decarboxylase activity. NCBI's taxonomy places the organism in Eukaryota, Fungi, Ascomycota, Pichiomycetes, Pichiales, Pichiaceae.
AUGAUGCACCUUCGCUUGGCAGUAUCCCCUCUAGAUCAACUCCAAAAUCCUAUAGAAUGUCAAAUUUCCAUUCCGGAAAACUCGCUGAUUGCUCGCAUUCAAUCCGUUGGUGUUCCUUCUUCUCACAUAUUCAUUCUUCACAUAUAUGACGUUGAGACUGUACUUUAUUGCAAGGCUUUCAAUGAUACCUUUACCAUUACUAAUGAUUUUUCUACUUGUUCCAUCUUGAAGCUUUUUCAACUUUGGUUGGCUCAUAUAGAUACCUUUACUACCACUAUUUAUCAGUACUCUUUCCAGGUAUAUGCUGAGAACGAUUCAACUAUAGAGAAGUACAUUGCUUCCUUACAAUUGUUGCAUAAUUCUGAACCUUCUGAAGCCUUUGAGGAUGUUACAGAUGACGGUUACAUUUCCGAUGAGUCUGGAUCUGUAUAUCGAGAAGAUUUUAAUCCUCCGUCCAAACCUGUAUAUAUUCAAUUGUCUGAUGAGGAGAGAAAUUCGCUUUCUCCUUAUGUGAGGUGGUCGGAUGAUGAUACUGACGUCAAUGAUAAUGACAGGGACGACGAUAUCGAUGGAGAGAUUAAUGGAGUGUUUGAUGACGGUGUGCUUGAUGAUGUUCUUGUUAAUACUAACAUUGAUGUUCAGCUUGGCUAUCCCCUCACUGACAGCUUUGAGAGCUUGCCUGAGGAGCUCAGCUUGGAUAUUGCAACUAAAAAGAGGAGAUUCCGGAAGCUUAGGAAAAGAAGAAAGCUUCUGGUAUAUGAUCCCGAGAGAAAGUCUCGGGUAACGGGUUUUCUUAUUCUAAAUAUCGCCUCUGCCAAAGGUCUUCCACCCUUCAAGGACUCUAUUAGAAUUCGAUACGACAUGGAUCCAUUUGUAGUGGUUUCAUUCGGUACAAAAAUCUUUAGAACUGGCUGUAAGAGACAUAGUUUGAAUCCUGUGUGGAAUGACCAGUAUGUGAAUUUGGAAAUCUCCUCUGUGGAGGAGGAUUUUGAGAUCAAAUUCAACGUGGUGGAUAAAGACCGGUUCUCUUUCAACGAUCCGGUGUGCUCUAUCAAGGUUCCGGUCAAACGGUUUUUGGUAAAUGACAACGAUUGGCAUGAAAUGAAGCUUUCUAUGCAGAUUGACCCUAAAUCUUCCAAGAAGUUCGUUGAUUAUCAGCCCUUUUUGGAGAUAAAAUACAAGUUUCAAAGAUACCUUGAUAUUGUGAAAGAGGUAGGUAAAUUGUACCCCCAAUUGGAUUUACUGUCUACCCAUUUAUUCCAUCAUUGUCCUCUCUGUCACAGACCAGACAAACGAAAUAGUGACUUCAUCAAACAUUUAAGUAUCUGUCAAUCAGAUCUAACGUCCAAUAUAUUUCUCAGAAAAUCGUAUAUCACUGCGAACAGUGCUUCAAGAAGGUGGUACUCGAAAGCGCUGAUUAAGAUAGCGUACGGGAAAUUGCAGCUAGGUGGUAAUAACGCGAACAUUAUGGUGCAAGAUCGGGACUCUGGACUCAUUAUUGAAGAAAGAAUGAGCGUUCAUGUCCGUUUGGGUAUCCGAAUGCUCUACAAGUCAAUCAAAUCCGAUAAUACCAGUCGUCGAAUCAAGAAGAUGCUUGCAAAAAUGAGUAAAAAGCAGGGAAUGAAGUUUGACCAAGUUAGUUCGGCCCGAAAGAUUGCUGCAUUUAUCAAGUUUUAUGCUCUCGACUUAUCUGACUGUCUUCUGCUUAACAUCUCCGAGUAUCGCACCUUCAAUGAGUUCUUUUAUCGCAAACUGAGGCCGGAAACAAGAACCAUUGAAGGAGAUCCUCUGAAUGGUAAUAUUGUUACCAGUUGUGCUGACUCCAGGUUGACCGUAUUUCAUGAGAUAUCUUUAUCGAAACAGGUUUGGAUCAAGGGCAGAGACUUUAAAGUAUCAAAAAUCAUGGGAGAGCCACCUGCGGCCAAGUUUGAGAAUGGUUCUAUUGCAAUCUUCCGCUUGGCUCCCCAAGAUUACCAUCGAUUUCACUCUCCCGUAUGCGGAACCAUCACUAAAGUGAGGCACAUUGAGGGAGAAUACUAUACUGUAAAUCCAAUGGCAGUGAGGUCGAAGUUGGACGUUUUUGGAGAAAAUGUUAGAACAGUAAUUCACAUCGAUACAGAGGAGUUUGGAACUGUGGUGUUAUGUGCCGUUGGAGCAAUGAUGGUCGGCUCUAUAAUUGUGACGAAGAAUCCCUCGGAUAUUGUGAUGAAGGGGGACGAAUUAGGUUACUUCAAGUUCGGAGGAUCCACAGUCAUAAUGCUCUUUCAGCAAGGACGCAUCCAGUUCGACAAAGAUAUUCUUUACAACUCGGAGCAACGAUCCAUUGAGACUUUGGUUAAAAUGGGAAUGUCUGUAGGACAUACACCAACUACCAGACAGUUUGGUAGGCAUCCAAGCAAGAAGUUUGACGCUCUUAAGGUGAUCAGAAAAGUUACAGGAGGAAGAGAAACCAAUGAUAACGACUUCUAUCCGUCGUGGGAAGUAAAGCAGUUAGACGUAGGCAGCAGCAACUACGAGAUAGAAAUCGAGAAGCAAUAA